GAUGCUUCAGCGCCUUCUCCUCUACCAAACCUCCUGUCGCUCCUGCUCCUGCCACCGUGCUUCUCGGGACGCACUGGCGCUUGUCCAGGGCUCUGCUGUGCUGAUUCCUUGCUGACUGGCCUGUUUGCUGCGUAUCAAAGCAAUCAAGGAAGAAUAGCCCGGGACUCGCAGGCCCUGGGAACAAACGAGAAAAAAGAGGGAAAAUAGUCCUGCCCCUUUGUCCUAGUGACUUUUUGUGAGCGGCGAACCUGUACGAGUACCGGAGAGAGAGGGUUGAGCGGCAUUCACCUCAGUCAAGGCCAUCCUGUCAUCAUCCCAGGGACCGUACCCACGAAUCCUCCCUCUCCCAGCUCAUUGUUGUACCCACACCAAACAUUAUCACCGCUCCACCGCUCCACCGCGCCCCCGCCCUCCCACUCAGUCACUCAGUCACUCAGUCACUCACUCUUCGGUUAUCACUGGUGCCUAUUCGAGUGUUUGACUGCUUUCCCCAUUAUCCCUCUCUGCACUGCUUAGCUUUGCAGUACCGGCAAUAAUAAUAAUAAUAAUAAUAAUAAUAAUAGUAAUAAGAGGUACUGCCCCUAGAAAAGGAGUGACAGGGAAGACAGGAAACCCCCCAGCUUGAGUCCAGUAACUAAUAGUGGAUCCCGGGGAAGGUGAGAGCAGAAAAAAGCCUCUCGAGGACACUCCAGCAAAUAGUGAGCUUAGUCCACACGGCUCUCAUUGGUGCUCCAGAUCGAGCAACCCACCCUUCCACACCAUCCCUCUCUCAACCUCACACUGCCUGGCCGAUUCCUACGUCCUCCCCCAAAUCGACCUUUUUCUCUUUGAUCGGGCUCGCUCUGCCUCUCUCCUCUACUUUCCUCGUGCCUUGCCAGACUGCAUAAACGCACCCAAGUGUCAAGUCCCCGGUCCCCCAAGCCGGAGAAGGAGAACUCGCUUUCCCCCGAGGCAAUAGGUAAAGAGAGUCUUGACGUAGGUACCGCUAGAUCGAUCGGUGGCUGUCCUCUGAGAUAUCUUCUUCGUUGUUCUUGGAAUACCCACUGGUCUGGGGAGGGGGGCUGUUUUUUUUUUCGGUCCCUUCUACCUGUUACUCUACACACCACACAGUACCGCAGUGGUGAAGGAUCCUCCCAGGUCCUUAAAUUACAACACAGUUUGCGGAGAGAUACAUUGUCGAGCAUGGAGUUUUCGACAGAAUUUAGGGGUACGGUCACUGGAUCCUCUCUCAUUUGACAGCACAGUUUGCCUCUGAUUGCUAACCCUUUGGAUUCGAAAGGUUCACUCUUCACACAACCUUCACCGAAUGGAUCAUUAAUUGCCUCGAUCGUGCACCAGAGACUCGUACUCCGUUCAGCAUCUACACUACAGGUAAAACGAAUAAUACCACUAAAUCCCGACUUUGCAUCCCGAUUAAGCUUUGUCGAGUGGUCACCCUAUUUGAGUAACUCAUUCACUUCACCGGCAUGGCAUGGAAUCCCUGUAGUAGGGAAGAGAAGGAGUGGGGUAGAUAAGUCCGAGGAAGAGGGUGGCGGACGACAGCGCGUAUUGUUGGCGGACGACCAAUCGAUCCAAGUAUACGAUGUGGAGGACGAAAAGUGGACUGCAGUUAUCAAACAGGGCUUUGGGGGAAUAAGGCACGUUCAGUUUGGCAGAAAUGCGGACGAGGUUGUUGUCUUUUCCGAAUUUCAGGUGGGAUUCUCGGAGUUUGGCCUUCCUUGCGAAGAAACGAAUAUUGACUGGAUUCGGGUGAAAAUAGCUUAAGGUAACCAUUUGGAAUUUGACCUCGUCAAAAUCGAUAGAGAUACUCAAUCCGAAAUUCCCCACAAGAGGUAUGAAUGCAUUGUUGAAUAUAUGGUGAGCUGGUAAUGACGGUUGAAGCAGGCUAUGGUUAUCGUCCUUGCACUGCCCAUUUCGCGCUUCUCACUCGCUCAUCAACACACGAUGUGAUAAGUGUCCACCAGCACACUAGUUACAAAAUUGCGUCAAGUUUUACAUUGCCAACCCUAGAUGCGCAAGGCCUUAAGUGGUCGCCAUGUGGCCGAUGGAUAGCAGUAUGGGAUUCAGCUGCUUCUGGAUACAAGGUUCUUGUAUACGGUGCAGACGGGCAUUUAUUCAGAACAUAUGAGAAACCUUGCGACGGCCUCGGCGUAAAAAGCGUUGAAUGGAGUCCUGGGGGGGACUUUCUAACUAUCGGAAGUUAUGACGGGAGAUUGGCUUUCCUGAGCAACUACACAUUCUCUCCAGUACUAAGUCCCGCCCCAAUUGAUAGGUCGGUUACUAAAUUAUGAUGGGUAGGUGAUUGAGAUGAACCACACGAGGACCAUUAAGCUCCCGGGUGUUACGGUUUGGUCUGAAUGCACAAGUCCACCCCGUGAGAGAUAUUAUGCGCAGGCACAGCAACCAACGACGCUUCCGAUCAUAUCAUCAAGCCCUUCCGAUAGUCAGCCCAAGCUUGGCAUCUCAACGAUAGCGUUUAAUAAUCCGGAAGGGACACUUAUUGCUACUAGAAAUGACUCCAUGCCAACUACUGUUUGGAUUUGGUCUUUGAAGCUGCUCCGGCCGUAUGCUGUUCUUGUUCAAUUAAAUCCUAUCCGAUCAAUCAGCUGGCACCCAACCAUUCCGGAUCUUCUAAUGAUUCAGUGUGCGCCAAGUGGUGAUGGAAGCUCAGCAGAAACUUCAAAGCAGCAAGUGGUCUAUCUAUGGAGCGCGGCUUGGGUUCAACCAAGAGCGGUGGUUGUACCGAUGGAGCGUUUGUCGGGGAAUAAUUGGGCGAGAUGGAUCCUCACUGCUCCGCCCAGUAAGGUCGUUUCCGCUCCUUUCAGCGCAUCAACCACCAGUCCGGGGCCCUUGGUUAUGGAAAGGAGGAGUCGAAGUCCCGAUAAGAUGGAGGACAGGAAGCCGAUGGUUAUGUUUGGAGACAAGGAUGGUUUUGUUGUGGGGUACGUCCAGGAUGAGCCGGAGUCAGGGGAUGAGGGGGGAUCGGUGGAUGGGGUUGGGGUGGAGUAUCAACAGAAGAGGCCGUGGGAUCCAGCUGACUGGGAAUACUUUGCGCAAGCUGACAAGCUUCCGAAAUGUUCGUUGUCCUCGGCAUCCCAGGCACCUCCGCAUUCAAACACCGGCAGUGGCAAGGGGUUAAAGGGGGGUCUGGGAAGCGUGGUUAAUAACUCCUCGGGAUCUAAUGGGUUAUCUUCCCCGGGCGCCAUGGAUGGUGACGAUAGUUUCGAUUAUCGCUCGUGGGGGCAGAAUGUUCGAGUGAGCUCGUAGGUAGGACGAUGUGAACGGAACUGGGUUGGGAAUUAUGAACAGUUGGUCUUUUAGUACCAAAUGCAGUAAUGGCUUUCCAAUCGCAUUUUGCCUUACCCCUAAUCGGCUCGCCAUCUGAUAUUUGUUCCCUUGAUGAGAUACUCCAAUAUGGAACUUUGGUGCAUUGUUUCUUGUAUUUGAUUUUUCUUCGCAAGAGCCUCCCCCCUUCUUUUUCUCUUUCCUUACAAAUUGGUUUACAAUGUGCUUUGAUAUAAGGUGUUCUUGGGUGCAAAGUAUUUUUUUUUCCACAUCAUAUUCUCUUCCUGUUCAAAUGUGUAUUUUGCACUUUUUAUUUUUAUUCUUCCGUUCUGGGUUUUCAUUUCUCAUUUAUCCUCUCUUUUUUCGUUCUCUUUCCUUUAUCAUCACGAUUAUCAUCACCAAUUUUUCCUUUCUGCUUCUACCUCUGCUUGGUCAUGGAUGAUUAGGAUCGUCUUGUCUAUUUAACUUUAUUUUUAAAAGGGAGGGAAGGGCCAUUUAUCUAUGCUUAUUUAUUCUUUCAUCUCACCAUCGCCAUUAUCAGCGUCACCACCAUCAUGAUGGCUAACUGUUUUGUUGAUUUAUAUACCAUUCCACCGCUCUUCCAAACUUGAGCUUAUGGGGGAGGACGAAGGGAUGGAAGGCAUGAAGGAAGGAACAUUAAUUUCUCACGUUUGUCAUAACUCAUUUCUUCUCAAUUGAGACGGUAUCGUCAUUGCCAAAUUAGAUGUCUCGUGGCAUAGCAUAGCAUAACAUGGCAUCGUUUAGUCGGGUAUUUUUUCUUCUUUCUUUUCCCUUUCCAUUUUCUAUCAACUCUUGAUGGCUCUUCAUCCUCUCUCUCCCUACCAUUCCCUACUCAACUGAUGAACGUUAUGAAACGGCUGGCCUCCCUAUUUAACUUGACUAUAAAAUGAUUUGAUAUGCGGCUGCUGGAUUUUUGAUAUGCUGUAGUCUACUUGCAGAGUAUUUUUCCAAAGGGAAGACAAUAAUAACAGUAAGGUUGUAGUGUCUCUGUUUCUGUGAAUGUGCCCGGUUUCCUUUUGCGUUUUCUUGGCUUCUUUCCUUUCACUCUUUCUUCCCCUUCACGGCGCUACAGAGCACUGCACGUGAGCCAUCACGAAGUGCAUUUGUUCGCAACGCUACCCGUAGCUCGGUUUCAGGUGUCGGGUGUCCAAACCCACAUCACACAUCGCGUGGUUGGAUGUCGCAAUCAGUUAGUUGGCUACAAUACUGUACGAGUAGUGGUAGUUGGUUUCGUUGAGGAUAGUUUACUGUACUCGUACAGCGCAUCGCUCGACAUGAUGGGAUCUGUUUGUUAUUAUUGGGCACGUUUGGUUUCUGUUUUGCUUGUGUACAUGUACAGU
Messenger RNA from Tuber aestivum (summer truffle), 4646 nucleotides. Lineage: Eukaryota; Fungi; Ascomycota; Pezizomycetes; Pezizales; Tuberaceae. The record is from the annotation of a GenBank genome assembly.